Acromyrmex echinatior (Panamanian leafcutter ant) is the source of this 1384-nucleotide messenger RNA. Its product is annotated as iron-sulfur cluster assembly factor IBA57, mitochondrial. Gene Ontology annotation, molecular function: protein binding. Gene Ontology annotation, biological process: iron-sulfur cluster assembly. Gene Ontology annotation, cellular component: mitochondrial matrix. NCBI's taxonomy places the organism in Eukaryota, Metazoa, Arthropoda, Insecta, Hymenoptera, Formicidae. The record is from RefSeq and is a predicted model, not a curated record.
GGGUACAGAAAGUGCAACAAAGUGCAACUAAGACUCGUGAUCAUCUGAUCUGAUUUCGAGGCGCGGACGAUUGAGGCUCGGGUUCCUUUUCAUAUAUUGGAUCAUAUAAUUGGAACUGAUUGAAACAAUCGUAAUUGAAUCACCGCACAAAUAAAAGAAUCCAUUAAAAGAAUCCAUUCGAAUCCAUAUGACGCCCGCUAUGAUGUUUGAUCGCGUUAGUCGCUCCAUUCUCUACAUGUGCAAGCGAAAUAAAAGGAUCAGUAGCCACCAGCGAUAUACAGUUAGACACAGUUCGACCCAAGUCAUUGGCAAGACCUUAGAACGCUUGAUUGACAGGAGCAUACUGCGCGUAAACGGUAACGAAGCCUCUUUCUUCCUCCAGGGAUUGAUUACGAAUGAUAUGAAGCACCUCGACGAAGGGGCGCCUAGCAUCUAUACUUUGUUUCUGAAUAUCCGAGGCAGAGUGAUGUGUGAUGCUAUUGUAUACAAGAGUGAGGAAAGCAACUUAUAUUACAUAGAAUGUGAUUCGCAGAUUGUUGAUUCCUUACAGAGGCAUCUGAAGAUGUAUCGCGUGAGACGAAAAAUAGAUAUAGAACAUGUAGGAGACAAAAUCAAUGUCUGGUCGAUGUUCAAUUCCACCAAAUAUCUCGAUAAUGGAGCUGCGGUGAAUGAGACAGAAAAGUUCAAGCUGGAAGGAAUGAUAUUUCCAUGUGGCACGUUUAACAGUAAAACCAGCAAGUUUGUCGACAAUGUUAUGAUAUACGAAGAUCCUAGAUUACCUGAUCUUGGUCUUAGAAUUCUCGUCGAGUCACAGAUUAGUAGAAACGAGAUAAUUAAACAUCUAGACGCUGAUAUAGCUCCAUCAGAGAGUCUUGGAGACUAUAAGGCGUUUCGAUAUAAAUUAGGAAUAGGGGAAGGCAUGCAUGAUUUACCACCUGGGAAAGCAUUGCCCUUAGAGAUCAAUUGCGAUUAUUUACACGGCGUUAGUUUUCACAAGGGCUGCUAUAUUGGCCAGGAAUUAACCGCGCGAACAUAUCACACGGGUGUAGUCAGGAAACGCCUAAUGCCUCUGUUGUUUGAUAACGUUAUAGAUAAACCGUUUGCGUAUGAUGAGAAAAUUCUUAAUGAAUCUGGCAAUGCGGUAGGAAAGUUCCGAGGAUGCGUCGCUAAAUACGGAUUAGGCUUGAUGCGUAUAAAUGAAUCUCUUAGUGCCCGAGAACUUAAUGUAUCUGGUAUGAAUGUAAGAGUAGUAAAACCUGCAUGGUGGCCUCAAGAAUUACAAAAAGAAAUGAUUUUUGCUAAAGAUACAAAGUAACAUUAAGACGUUUUUAAAUAUCACAAACUUAUAUAGAAAAUAAAUGUAUUGUAGAAUAUAAAAUUGUAA